Molecule: messenger RNA, 954 nt
Organism: Coregonus sp. 'balchen'
Lineage: Eukaryota; Metazoa; Chordata; Actinopteri; Salmoniformes; Salmonidae
Source: the annotation of a GenBank genome assembly
GGGGGAUUAGUGAGACAGACUGUCCAGUCAGUAGACUACGUAGUGAGACAGACUGUCCGGUCAGUAGACUACGUAGUGGGACAGACUGUCCAGUCAGUAGACUACGUAGUGAGACAGACUGUCCGGUCAGUAGACUACGUAGUGAGACAGACUGUCCAGUCAGUAGACUACGUAGUGAGACAGACUGUCCAGUCAGUAGACUACGUAGUGAGAGACUGUCCGGUCAGUAGACUACGUAGUGAGAGACUGUCCGGUCAGUAGACUACGUAGUGAGACAGACUGUCCGGUCAGUAGACUACGUAGUGAGACAGACUGUCCAGUCAGUAGACUACGUAGUGAGACAGACUGUCCAGUCAGUAGACUACGUAGUGGGACAGACUGUCCAGUCAGUAGACUACGUAGUGAGACAGACUGUCCAGUCAGUAGACUACGUAGUGAGACAGACUGUCCGGUCAGUAGACUACGUAGUGAGAGACUGUCCGGUCAGUAGACUACGUAGUGGGACAGACUGUCCAGUCAUUAGACUACGUAGUGAGACAGACUGUCCGGUCAGUAGACUACGUAGUGAGACAGACUGUCCAGUCAGUAGACUACGUAGUGAGAGACUGUCCGGGUCAGUAGACUACGUAGUGAGAGACUGUCCGGUCAGUAGACUACGUAGUGAGACAGACUGUCCGGUCAGUAGACUGACGUAGUGAGACAGACUGUCCAGUCCAGUAGACUACGUAGUGAGACAGAACUGUCCAGUCAGUAGACUACGUAGUGGGACAGACUGUCCAGUCAGUAGACUACGUAUGAGAACAGACUGUCCAGUCAGUAGACUACGUAGUGAGACAGACUGUCCGGUCAGUAGACUACGUAGUGGAGAGACUGUCCGGUCCAGUAGACUACGUAGUGAGACAGACUGUCCGGGUCAGUAGACUAUAUGAGACAGACUGUCCAGUCAGUAGACUC